Messenger RNA from Tarenaya hassleriana, 2089 nucleotides. RefSeq names its product RNA polymerase sigma factor sigA. Gene Ontology annotation, biological process: DNA-templated transcription initiation; regulation of DNA-templated transcription. The transcript is spliced from 10 exons. Gene Ontology annotation, molecular function: DNA-binding transcription factor activity. Bases 346 to 1884 code for a protein of 512 amino acids. Lineage: Eukaryota; Viridiplantae; Streptophyta; Magnoliopsida; Brassicales; Cleomaceae. The record is from RefSeq and is a predicted model, not a curated record.
AUUCACACAUUUUCUUUUUCUUUUUCUCAAUUCUGAUUUUAUGUUUUCUUUUUUCUGCAUGGCGGUUUGGCUUUCACAUAUGACAUGAUCAAGGAAACGGAAAAUUUCGGUAAAAUAAAAAAAAAUUUUGAAGGGAGGAAAAAAGAGAGAAAUAUUGGCUCCUGUUCUCACCACAUAUACACACAAACACACACUCUGUCUCUCUGGAUUUGGUUCAGAAUACCGAGGAAACAAGGAGGAUCUCAUCAAGCCGUUUGCUGCAAAUAGAAAAGUAAUCAAGGACAUUCUCUAUAUGAGUUGAGUAAACCUGAUUAAGUCAAUUGUUCCUCAGUGAGGAAAAGUCAUAUGAUGGCCACGGCUGCUGUUAUAGGACUCAGUGCCGGAAAAAGACUGUUGAGUUCAUCAUUUUGUCACUCAGAUGUCACUGAAAAGUUUCUAUAUGGAAACGAUCAGAGUGCAGUGCAGUACCAAAUUCCCCACACGAAAACCGUGAUAAUUUCCAAAAAGCCAUCGUCGAACUAUAGCCCGAGCCUUCCGUCCUCAACUCACCGCACACAGUCUGCCAAGGCUGUGAAAGAGACUUUGGGUGUGGCUUCUUCCGCUCCUUCCUCUGGUCAACUUUGGUUACAAGGAUACAAUGAUGAGCUGGAAGAGGAAAGUUAUGAUCUUGAUGUUGAGGCUCUUCUAUUGCUACAGAAGUCUAUGUUAGAGAAACAGUGGAAUCUUUCGUUUGAAAAGACGAUAUCAAGUGAUUUGUCCACUAAGAAGACCAGGAAGAAGAUCUCGGUUACUUGUUCUGGAAUAUCAGCACGUCAAAGGAGAAUCAAUGCUAAGAAGAAGAAUGCCAUGUCUCAGAACAAAGCAGUUUCACAUGUCAGUGCUACAAAGCAGCAAAGAAUAAUAACCAAUUCGGAAUUGCUUCGUCAAAAUCGUGUGAAGGGUUACGUGAAAGGUGUUAUAAGUGAUGCGGUCCUUAGCCAUGCGGAAGUCGUGUGCCUUUCGAAGAAAAUCAAAUCUGGGCUUCUUCUAGAUGAGCACAAGUCAAGGUUGAAGGAAAGAUUGGGUUGUGAGCCUUCUGAUGACCAACUUGCAAUGUCGUUGAAGAUCUCUCGGGCUGAACUACAGACACGGUUGAUGGAGUGUCAUCUGGCUCGGGAGAAAUUGGCUAUGAGCAAUGUCCGGUUGGUCAUGUCUAUAGCUCAAAGAUACGAUAACAUGGGUGCUGAAAUGUCUGAUCUUGUUCAGGGUGGUCUUAUCGGACUUUUGCGGGGAAUAGAGAAAUUUGACUCUUCCAAGGGGUUCAGAAUUUCAACUUAUGUGUAUUGGUGGAUACGACAGGGUGUUUCGAGAGCGUUAGUGGAAAAUUCAAGAACCUUGAGGUUGCCUACUCACCUGCAUGAGAGAUUAGGCUUAAUCCGGAACGCAAAGCUUAGACUGGAAGAGAAAGGAAUCACACCUUCUAUCGAAAGAAUAGCAAAAUCUCUGAACAUGUCGCAGAAGAAAGUAAAGAAUGCGACCGAGGCAGUGAGUAAAGUAUUUUCUCUCGACAGAGAUGCAUUUCCUUCUUUGAAUGGUCUCCCCGGAGAAACUCAUCACAGUUACAUUGCGGAUAAUCGCUUGGAGAACAAUCCAUGGCAUGGAUAUGACGAGUGGGCGUUGAAGAACGAAGUAAACAAGCUUCUGAACGCAAUACUCGGGGAUCGGGAGAGAGAGAUCGUCCGGCUAUACUAUGGUCUAGACAGAGAAAGUCUCACAUGGGAAGACAUAAGUAAACGCAUUGGGUUAUCGAGAGAGAGGGUGAGACAAGUAGGGCUAGUGGCUUUGGAGAAGCUGAAGCAUGCAGCGAGGAAGAGAAAAAUGGAGGCUAUGCUUGUGAAGCAGUGAUUUUUUGGUUCUUGUAAAAUUUUUCAAUCAGAGACAGAAGAAGCUCAUAUGAAUAUGUAUAUACAAGGAAAAAAAAGGGUGAAAGACCUUUUUUGUAUUUGUUUCUUUACAGAAUCAGCCACUUAGACAAUGUGGACACUCUUCUGUAAACUGAGUUGGAGAAACAAAUACACACACUGGUGUCAUAUGCCUUUUCGUCUCUUCA